AUGAAAGUAAAUCAUAUAGACCAAGCUGAAAUUAAUGAUAUUAAUAACUCUGAUGUGAGUUUAGAAGCAUAUAAUAAUUCUGUUAUCAUUCCUUUGGGCUAUUUUAUAGUUGAUGUUAAGGUUAAGAAUUAUUGUAAAAAAUUAAAACUGUAUGUUAUUGAAAAUGGUGGUCCUCCUAUAAUUGGAAGAGAUUGGCUUGGGGAGUUUGACAUUUUUUCUUCUAAAAUUGACAUUAAUUCAGUAGCAAACGAAGAUAUUAGUAAGUUAUUUCCUUCAGUAUUUAAGGAUACCUUGGGUUGUUUUAAACACAAGCAAUUUGAAUUGUAUUUAAAAGAUGAUGUUGUUCCUAUUUUUUGUAAGCCAAGAGUUUUACCUUUUUCUCUUAAAGACAAAGUGAGUGAGGAAUUAGAUAGGUUGGUCAAGGAAGAUAUAUUUGUGGCAGUUGAAACGUCUGAGUGGGGAACUCCAGUUGUGCCAGUUAUUAAAUCAGAUGGGUCGAUCAGGCUAUGUGGUGAUUAUAAGGUGACACUUAAUAAAUUUUUAAAAGUGGAUAGAUAUCCAAUUCCAAGAGUAAAUGAUUUAAUUAGUAUAUUUCAAGGAGCUAGAUUAUUCUGUACCUUAGAUUUAUCUCAAGCUUACCAACAGUUACCGUUAAGUACUAAUAGUCAAAAACUCACUACCAUUUCUACGCUUAAGGGAUUAUUUAUGUAUAAGAGAUUACCUUAUGGAGUAGCUUCUGCUCCUGGGAUUUUACAAAGGGAAAUGGAAAGUAUGUUAAGUGGUAUAGAAGGAGUUGGUUGUUUUUUUGAUGAUAUUGUUGUUUCAGGUAUUGACAAGCCGGAGGUAAAUGAUAGGUUACAUAAGGUUUUGAGGAAAUUAGAUUUUGCUGGAUUAACAGUACGCAAAGAGAAAUGUGAAUACUAUAAGACUAAAAUUACUUUUUUAGGUUAUUCUAUUGAUGAGAAAGGACUUCAUAUUCCUACGGAUAGAAUCAAAGCAAUUUCAGAUGUACCUACUCCAAAGAAUGUUCAUGAAUUGAAAGCUUUUUUGGGACUUGUUCUUAUCCAUUAUAAUACAGAUUUUGAAUUGAUAUUAGCUUGUGAUGCUAGCCCAGUGGGUGUGGGAGCUGUGUUGUCACAUCGGUUACCCGAUGGUAAAGAUAAACCAAUUGCUUUUACUUCAAGAACUUUAUCAAAAAGUGAACAAGGAUAUUCACAAAUUGAUAAAGAGGCUCCUGCCUUAGUAUAUGGUGUUAAAUAUUUCCAUCAAUUUUUGUUUGGUAGGAAAUUUAUAUUAAGAACUGAUCAUAAGCCAUUAAUUAGCAUUUUUGGUGAGGGAAAAGGGAUUCCUACAAUGGCUGCUCAUAGGUUACAGAGGUACGCUAUAUUUCUGUCAGGAUAUUCUUUUACAAUACAAUUUAUCAAAGGAGUAGAUAAUGGAAAUGCUGAUGCGUUGUCUCGGUUACCAUUAAGUAUAUCGGAUAAAAUUAAUUUUGAAGAAUAUAUUUGCGAAGAAAUUAAAAGAGAUUUGGUUCUUAAAGAGGUUUUUUUUAAAGUUUUCACUGGAAAAUGGCCAGAUAAUAUUAAAAAUAUUUCUGAUGAGUUGAAACCUUAUUAUUAUAGAAAGAAUGAGUUAGCAAUUGAACAAGGUUGUCUUAUGUGGGGUCAUAGGUUAGUGAUACCAACAAAGUUCAGGAAAGAAUUGUUACAAGAAUUACAUAGUACCCAUUUAGGGAUAGUAAAAAUGAAAUCUCUUGCUAGAUCUUAUGUGUGGUGGCCUAAAAUUGAUGAUGAUAUUGAAAAAAUAACAAAAGAAUGUGAAAAAUGUUUAGCAAACAGUGAUAGUCCGCCUAGAUCAAUUUUACAUAGUUGGCCUUGGCCAGAGGGUCCUGCCCAACGUAUACAUUUAGAUUUUAUGGGUCCAGUUAAUGUAUUGAAAGAAUAUUUUUCAUUGUGGGGCAUUCCUGCGAAACUAGUCACAGAUAAUGGUCGAUCUUUAUGUUCUGCAGACUUUGAAUUAUUUCUAAAAAAUAAUGGAGUUUAUCAUAUUAAGACGUCACCUUACAAUCCAUCAUCUAAUGGUGCUGCUGAAAAUUUAGUUCUUACAUAUUUAGUAAAUAUGAAUGGGGUAGGUGUGUGGAAACGCCACAUAAAUCAAAUCGUUGAGAGAGUAGAGUCUCAGGAUAGAGUGUUAAUAGUACCUACUCAAGGAAAAGAAAUUACUGAUGUAUGUAGUAGUGACUCUGUUGGGGGAAAGGUUAAGGACUUACAAAAUGGUGAAGAGUUAGUUAGGGAAAAAGAGUUGGAGCCAACCAGUAUUAUUAGACGUAGUGCCAGAAAAAUGGAUGGUAGCAUCAAUGAUACACUAUUGUAA
Messenger RNA from Acyrthosiphon pisum (pea aphid), 2373 nucleotides. RefSeq lists its product as uncharacterized. The transcript is spliced from 7 exons. Gene Ontology annotation, biological process: DNA integration. The record is from RefSeq and is a predicted model, not a curated record. Gene Ontology annotation, molecular function: nucleic acid binding. The coding region runs from base 1 to 2373 and encodes 790 amino acids. Lineage: Eukaryota; Metazoa; Arthropoda; Insecta; Hemiptera; Aphididae.